Molecule: messenger RNA, 3699 nt
Organism: Schistocerca piceifrons (Central American locust)
Lineage: Eukaryota; Metazoa; Arthropoda; Insecta; Orthoptera; Acrididae
Product: bifunctional purine biosynthesis protein ATIC
Exons: 11
Coding region: 176-1960 (594 amino acids)
Biological process (GO): 'de novo' IMP biosynthetic process
Cellular component (GO): cytosol
Molecular function (GO): phosphoribosylaminoimidazolecarboxamide formyltransferase activity; IMP cyclohydrolase activity
Source: RefSeq, a predicted model, not a curated record
AGGUGUAUUUUUUUAUGGGUUGGUUUAAAACCGACUGUAUUUCAGGAAGAAUAAGAUAAUUUGUCAUGUGGCAAGUGUAGGCGACUUUUUUGGUGUCCUUGCGUGGUAACCUCUAUCUUCAUUGGCUGUGUGUCCGUCAGGCGUCAUUAGCCGGUGUUCAAGCGAUUCAUUUGAAAUGGCAGCAGGUGGAAAUUUAGCUCUGUUAAGUGUCUCCGACAAGACAGGCCUGGUCUCCCUGGCGGAAAAGCUGCACUCCCUGGGUCUGACUCUGGUAGCAUCUGGUGGAACGGCCAAGGCACUGCGUGACACCAAGCUCGCAGUCAAGGAUGUGGCAGAAAUUACCGGCGCACCCGAAAUGCUGGGUGGGAGGGUGAAGACUUUGCACCCGGCAGUGCACGGAGGUAUCCUAGCACGUUUAACUGAUUCUGAUCAAGCUGAUCUGAAGAAGCAGGGCUACAACUUGAUAAGAGUGGUUGUGUGUAACCUGUACCCAUUUGUCAAGACUGUUGCAAGAUCUGAUGUCACAGUUCCUGAUGCUGUGGAAAACAUUGACAUUGGUGGGGUAACGCUGUUACGUGCGGCUGCCAAGAACCAUGACCGUGUUACUGUGCUCUGUGAUCCUUCAGACUACGAUUCGGUAGUUGCCGAAAUUCAGAAGUCGCCUGGCAAGGAUACUGAACUUGCAACGAGGCAGCGCCUGGCACUGAAGGCAUUCACACACACAGCGCAGUAUGACGAUGCCAUCUCCGACUACUUCCGGCGGCAGUUCAGCAGUGGGCAGGGCCAGCUGACACUCCGCUACGGCACCAACCCCCACCAGAAGCCGGCGCAGCUGUUCACGACGCGGGGUGCACUGCCACUGCGUGUUGCCAACGGUUCCCCCGGCUAUAUCAACUUGUGCGACGCACUAAACGGCUGGCAGCUGGUGCGCGAACUGGACAGGGCGCUCGGGCUGCCGGCAGCCACUUCGUUCAAGCACGUCAGCCCUGCAGGAGCGGCAGUGGGUGUCCCACUCACCAAAGAUGAGGCGCGGCUGUGCAUGGUGGAGGACCUCCUGGAGCAGCUUACGCCCCUGGCCACUGCCUAUGCCCGCGCCCGUGGAGCAGACAGGAUGUCGUCCUUCGGAGACUUUGUGGCCCUUUCCAGGACGUGUGAUGCUGUCACUGCCAAGAUAAUCUCUCGAGAGGUUUCUGACGGAAUCAUUGCCCCUGGCUACACAGCAGAAGCACUCGAGAUUUUGAGUAAGAAGAAAGGUGGUGCCUAUUGUGUCCUGGAAAUGGAUCCGAACUAUGAGCCGGACCUCAUCGAACGGCGCACUUUGUUUGGGCUGACAUUGGAGCAGCGACGGAACGAUGCAGUCAUCGACGAGUCCCUCUUCCAGGGGCGCACGGUGUCGCAGAGGAAGGAGCUGCCAGCUGAGGCAGUGCGGGACUUGAUAGUCGCCACAAUAGCACUCAAGUAUACACAGAGUAACUCUGUGUGCUAUGCCAAGAACGGCCAGGUGAUUGGUGUGGGUGCAGGCCAGCAGUCACGCAUCCACUGCACCCGGCUGGCAGGGGACAAGGCCGAUAACUGGUGGCUGCGACAGCACCCACGAGUUAUUGGCAUGAAGUUCAAGAAAGGUGUGAAGCGUGCCGAGAUAUCAAAUGCCAUUGACAACUAUGUGGGUGGCAGUGUUGGUAAAGACAUGGAGUAUGAUGCCUGGGCAUCAGUUUACGAAGAGGUUCCCCCAUUCCUGACUCAGCAGGAACGUCAGGAGUGGAUCAAGCAGUUGAAGUCAGUUGCUCUCAGCUCAGAUGCUUUCUUCCCCUUUCGGGACAAUGUCGACCGCGCCUACCAGAGUGGAGUGGAAUACAUUGUCAGCCCAGCAGGAUCUGCAAAUGAUGCUGAAGUCAUCAAAGCAUGUGAUGAGCGCAAAAUCACUCUUGUACACACCAACUUGCGUUUGUUCCACCACUAAACUGCUGUUAUCUGAACUUUAUAAUCAAACUGAGUAUCAGCAUGUAAACAGUAGACACAUGCAAAAGUUAGUCUCGCACGCUUGAUAGUUGUAAUAUGAUCCACUGUCACAACUACCUUUUCCCCGUGAAUUGUCAUCUCAUUGUUUUUUAAAUGUGGUCACUAAAGCAGUUUGUUCCUUCUGCUUGUUAGUUUUUACAACAUGAAAUGUGCACUUUUGCAGAAAUCUUCUAGCACAGGCUACGAGCUUAGAUCCUUCACUGUAAUGUCAUAAAAACCAGACUUCCUUGCACAAACAGUUAGGUCCAACACACAACUUGACUGUGUGUCAACAGCUUUCCGUCCACUGCUACACAUCGACCAUAACAGGCCUUAUGGAUCCUAUAGAGGAACAUUGUAGGUGCCCAUCUGCCUUGGAACUAUCCAUACACUUAUAUUAAGCAUGAUGGCCCACAAUGCUAUUAGUUUCGACAACUUACCACAUGCAAACUUGAGGUGUUCUGUACCAGUAAGGAUGCAAUAUUUAGAAUUAUUGCAUCCAUAUUGUUAACAGAGCACCUGAAGUUUGAAUACGAUAGGUAUUCAACACUACUAGCAUAGUAGCCCAUUGGGCCUAAUACUGGUGUAUAGGUAGUUCUAAUGUCUGCAGAAGGCAGAUGGGUACCUACAGUGAAGGACGUAAGUUCGUAGCUUGCGCUAAAGGCUUUUCAUGUGGUAAAAACUAACAAGCAAAAGGAACAAGGCACUUUAGUUAUUACACUUACAACAGAAAUAGUGAAAUGACAAUUCAGGGCAAAAAGGCAUAGAACACUUACUGAAAUUUUGACUAUCAUCAAUAAUGUGUCUGCAACCAUAAGUGGAUAGGGAAUAAUUUUGUUGUGAUCAACAACAUACACCUGGAAAAAUUAAUUUUCAAGUUAGUACAGAAAAUAAACAUUUGAGUAGUUUGUUACAUUUACACUAUCAAAAAUUGAAACACUUAAUUGCAAGAUAGUUACGCUGAAACUGAAAGAACUGGCGAAAUGAAAAAAAAAAAAGAGAUAUGUCCUCUCUUAAACAACAUAAUUUAUUAUUCCUGAGUUCCAGUAGUAAUCUACACUGCUUACAUAUUACCAAAGCAGACAGUGACAUUUUUAUCAAUGAUUUUAAAAUCUAAAGCCAGAUGCUGCUAGCAGACCGAAAAGGUGCUGGAACUUGCAAGGAACAAAGCGUCACUGAGCUGCCACUAUAGCAAAUACACUGCCAAACCUUUUACCUGUUCUGAUGUUGGAAUUUAUACCACACCGCUUCUGUUUAGUGUAGUGCUUAGCUUCUGUUUAGUCUUCAACAGUUGCUAAUAUGUCAUACGAAAACAUUCCAUGACAUCCAAGAACAAAAAUGGUGUAUGUAGACCUUAGUACAUAUUAGAUCUGAGUUAAUGUAUACAAUGAAUUGAAGGUACAUUCCUAGCUGAAUCAUGCCUGCAGAAAUAGAAUCUCUUGUUUUAAAACUGUUUGUGAUGCAGCAUGUGCAAUUUGCUCAUUUUUGUAAGACUGUUAAUGUUCUCAUUUCUGCUAUGUUUGUUGCGGUCAGUAUAUGGCUUUGUAGAUACUGAGGUGUUUGAUUAGAAGUUUCCUGUAUUCUGUGCCAUUUUUAUACUCGUAUGAAAUUUUUAUAAUUAUGAGGAUAUUUUUCAAAAACAUAAUGCAGCUUUUUUACUGUAUGGAUAUUUUUGUACUAAAGCAUUUACUCAUUGUUAAA